Phycomyces blakesleeanus NRRL 1555(-) is the source of this 594-nucleotide messenger RNA. RefSeq lists its product as hypothetical. Lineage: Eukaryota; Fungi; Mucoromycota; Mucoromycetes; Mucorales; Phycomycetaceae. The transcript has 2 exons. The record is from RefSeq and is a predicted model, not a curated record. Bases 1 to 594 code for a protein of 197 amino acids.
AUGGAAACUCUUGCUCACCUCUCGGAACGAACAAAACACCCUAACGACCUGCUGUCUCUCAGAUUAUUGAAAUACCUGUCUUUUCUUUGGCGUGGACCUGAUCCAAAUAGUAUAUUGACCUGUCGUCCCCCAAACUAUCCAGUCGUCACUCUUGGUAUUGGCUGGAAUUUGACAUGUCGAAGUAACCAACUCCAAUAUUGGAGACAAGCAUAUCCUUUCCGCUGCCUUGGCUUAUGCCAUGUUCCAAAUUGUCCGGCUUGUCGGACAUUGCCUAUAUGCGAAGUACCAAGCCCUGCACAUGAACUGCGAUUACCUGUAGUCGAUUUAGCAGUGAAUCCUUAUGAGCCAGAUACUUUACAGACUACCGAAAAUAGCACAGAAGAAAGCGAUUCUAUAAACCAGGCACGUUCCACACGUUCCGCACGCUCGAAAGCAUCCCAAUACAGUCAUGGUCCUAUCUCCAUUUUCCAUUCUUUGGUCCGUUUAUCUAUUGCAAUCACAAGCACAUGUCCGUGGCUUGUCUUUAGACUAUUAGAUAUCUUACUUUCAAUGAUAUUUAAUUCCACUGAAGAUCAUUAUGGCAAUAAUAAAUGA